AUGGGAAACCAAUGGUGGAGAGUUGACCUGGAGGAUGCGUACUGCUUGACAAGCAUCACUAUAGUCAACAGGAUUGAUCAGGGUUGGCGACUGGCAGGUGCUGUAGUACGGGCUGGUUUGAGUCCAGAUCGCCCCCAGAAUACACAGAUAGGAGAUGCAGUCACAAGUACCCAAGCAAUUGACGGAGCAACGAUUCCUUUCACAACGAACCCGGCCAUCUCUGCCAGAUACGUUAGUGUUGAACUGUCCGGGAAAUGCCUUCAUAUGGCUGAAGUCAGGAUUGAAAUCGUGACAGAAAACGUGAUUACAAACGUAAUGCAAACAAAUGUCGAUGCUACUAGUAUGACAGUCAGCUGGUCUACAGUGCCCUGUGCUGAUCAUUACAGCGUGCAGUAUGCCCUGACCAACAGAGAUAACUGUGAAAGCAUCAGUUCACCAGCGUAUAGUAGCCACUGCAUGUGUCAGAGAAGCACAACUACUAUAACAAGUCUGAUGCCAAACUCCGGGUACACUGUACGAGUCAAGGCUUAUGUAAAUGGUGCAUACGGACCAAUAAAAACAGCAAGCGUCACAACCGCAUCAUCAGCACCGACUGGGCCUCCCACUUCUGUGACACCUGAAUCUCAAGCCCAAAGCAGCCUAGCCUUCUCCUGGAGCCUCCCAGCGUGUGGAAACCGAGGCGGCGUCAUCACAGGAUACGUCUAUAGCCUUAGUACAAGUGGCGCUGCACCAGUGACUGGUCAGACUACAGCUGGUCUGUCUGGUGGAGCAGUUACAAUAGCUGGACUUACUCCCUAUACUUCUUACAGUUUUCAAGUUGCUGCAAGGACUAAUGAUGGGACUGGACCGUACAGUGCGGAUGUAACAUCAAGAACGCAAGAAGCAGUUCCUGGACCUGUUGGGAAUCUUAACUUCACAGAGAGGACAGAGACAUCAAUCACUUUGGUCUGGGACCCACCACUGCAACCUAGAGGACCAAUCAUCGGUUAUGUAGUAGAUUAUCGUAUCUUGGAGAGGUCUUAUCAACCGGACUUCACAGCAGGGGAUACAUACGAAUUAGGCAGGGAGGCUCAGAAUUCACCUUUCACAAAAACCAACCUGGAACCUGGUACUAAAUACGAGUUUAGGGUGGUGGCGAAGAAUGAAAAGCUCACAGGAACUGAACACCAAAUGUUGGAUGUUUACACAAAGCCGAGAACAGAUCCAACUGCUCCACAACAACCGAAAACAUACGAAGAGGAAGCGACGAAUUCUACAGUAACAAUUGGUCUGGCAAACAUUGUCUCUGACGAUGAGUAUGUCAGCUCAUACGUUGUGCAUGUCAAGAGGACUGGUAGCAGGUCGAAGAGGGAAGCGCUCACUCCACAACGUUACGAAGACUCCGCCGGUGACUAUAUAUCAGCCGAAAUCCCCAAGCAAAACUUGAAAGAGAAAUUUGUCGUUGGGGACAAUGAAACCUACGGAUCGUACAGGAAUGCGCCGCUGCAAACAGGUGCUGAUUAUGAAAUUCGUGUGGGGUCUGUAAGCAAGGGCAAUGAUGAGGAGAUCUUCGUGACGUAUUCAGUGCCGAUAAACGUUACAGUGAGGCAAUACCAGGCUCCUGUUGAUCCAUCACCCUCGGCUGUUGUUCCAGCUGUAGUCGCGGUCAUUGUCGUUGUCGCUUUGGUGCUUCUCAUCAUAGUCGUGGUUUACAGACGGAGGCGAUCUGCACGCGCGAAAAAGCAAUCGGAUACCGAUGGACAACUGCAGUCUAUCAAUGAUUACGAAGCUGUAGUGCCCCCUGAAGAGCCUAAGCCAUCGACCACCAACACUUACAUGAACCAAGGUGCAGCGGGUGGGACAUGUGACUCGCCAUCCCUGAGAAAGCCCAAGCUUCUACCCAAGCCACAACAGCAACAGAGCGACCCGCCCAUAGACGGGCCCCAAGACCCUCCGGUAUCUUCCUCCAACAACAUCCGCAUUCACACGGCAGCAGUGGCUGGGACAUGUGACUCGCCAUCCCUGAGAAAGCCCAAUACUCUAUCCAAGCCUCGACAGCAACAGAGCGACCCGCCCAUAGACGGACCCCAAGACCAUCCGGCAUCUUCCUCCAACAACAUCCGCCUUCAGACAGCAGCAGUGAGUGGGACAUGCGACUCACCAUCCAUGCGAAAGCCUAAGCCCCCGCCCAAGCCACAACUACAAGAGACCAAACCGCCCCAACCAGCUCAACCCCCGGACGAACCUGGCGUGGCAUUCACUCCGCUUCCUCCUGUACGCUUGGAAGACUUGGAGAGCUACAUUAACAUGAAGGAAUCGGCAGGUGACAAAGGGUUCGAGGCUGACUACAAGACUCUUCCGAAUGAACAGCUACACCCGUGGACAGUUGCCUCGAAACCAGAAAACCGAAAGAAGAAUCGCUAUGUGAACGUGAUAGCUUAUGACCACUCCCGUGUUGUUCUCCAGCCAUUGGAGGGAAAUCCUCACUCGGAUUACAUCAAUGCUUGCUACAUCGAUGGAUACCACCAGGAAAAAAAAUACAUAGCUAGUCAAGGACCCAACCAGGAAUCUAUCAAGGACAUCUGGCGAAUGGUCUGGCAGUUGGGCAUCGAUAAGAUUGUCAUGCUCACCAAUCCGGUGGAAAAUGCCAAACGGAAGUGCCUGCAGUACUGGGCUGAUACCGGAUCUACCACCAUCUCGGACAUCGUAGUGAUUACAGACAAAGAGGAGGUUUUUCUGGAUUACACCAUUCGUAAUUUCAGCAUUCAUCCGGUUGGCAGUGAGGAUACGAGACUGGUGAAGCAAUUCCACUACACCACCUGGCCCGACAUGAAGCCGCCUGAGUACCCAGCACCAUUGCUCAACUUCAUGCGCGUGGUCAACGCUUACCAGAAUCCCGGUCAAACUGUCAUACACUGCAGUGCUGGAGUGGGACGCACUGGUACAUACAUUGCCCUGGAAGCAAUGAUGGAACAAUUGGCGAAAGAAGGACAAGUCGAUGUUCUUGGCUUCAUCUACCAAAUGAGACAAAAUCGCAUCAAGAUGGUCCAGACACCGGAGCAAUACAAGUUCAUCUUUGAUGCUCUGCUGGCAUCAUCUCAGACUGGUGACACGACCUACCAUGACCAGAACUUUCAACAAAAGCUGUCUGCACUGAAAAAGCCCGAGAGGGGUUCCAAGAGUACUGGGAUGACUAGACAGUUUGAGAUGUUAGGCAAAUGGAGUGUUCCUCAUGGAAGCAGUAAACCCAAGUCCGGACUUCGUCCUGAGAGCAUCGCUAAGAAUCGGUUCAAGGACUUCAUUCCCACUGACCGAGCCAGACCGUAUUUGAUGACACAAGUGCAUGAAGGUGACAACGAUUACAUCAAUGCAAACUAUCUGCCCAGCUACCGCAAGAAGAAUGGAUACAUCGGUACGCAGAUGCCCAUGCCGAGCACCGUCGUCGAUUUCUGGCGCAUGGUGUACGACCACAAAGUGACCAGCAUUGUGAUGCUGAACGCCCUGGAUCCAAAGGACAAAACAAUGGCUCGCUACUGGCCCGAGUCCGGACACAUUAAAUUCGGCCCUCUUGUUAUUGAGCUGAAUGAAACAGAAGAGUUCAAAGGAGUGUCUAGACGUACCUUUACUCUGCGUAACGAACAGGCUGAUUUCGAGACCGAAGAUACGCGAAGGGUGACUCAGUUCCAGUAUCACGACUGGCCAUCUGACAAGGAGGUACCGAGCUCCUUGGAUGGAAUGCUUUACUUACUGAGGGUUACUCAAGACAGCCGCCAGGAUAAGGGACUUAUCGUGGUCCAUUGCAAGGACGGAUAUGGCGCUACGUCUGUGUACUGCGCGUUGAUGGCGCUGUUGGAACAGUUCAAUAUCGAAAAAGCCGUGGAUGUGUUCCAAGCAGCUCAUCGUCUGCGCAUGGUCGACCCAAACAUGAUGUACUCGGAGCACCAGUAUGCCAUGUGCUAUGAUGUCAUCCAAGCAUACAUGAACUCGACCAGCAUCUAUGAGAACUUCACACCGGAAGGCCUGGUUGGAUAGUCAUCCAUCAUGGUGUGAACGGGAAGACAUCGACCAACAUAUUGUUUGUACAUUAGAAUAAAUUUUCAUGUAAAUGGUAGAAAACUAAGCAUCACGUAAAAACGUAC
Messenger RNA from Patiria miniata (bat star), 4118 nucleotides. Its product is annotated as receptor-type tyrosine-protein phosphatase mu-like. Lineage: Eukaryota; Metazoa; Echinodermata; Asteroidea; Valvatida; Asterinidae. Gene Ontology annotation, biological process: protein dephosphorylation. Gene Ontology annotation, molecular function: protein tyrosine phosphatase activity; protein binding. The transcript has 27 exons. Bases 1 to 4011 code for a protein of 1336 amino acids. The record is from RefSeq and is a predicted model, not a curated record.